This is a messenger RNA of Saitoella complicata NRRL Y-17804, 1307 nucleotides long. RefSeq names its product t-SNARE. The transcript is spliced from 3 exons. Gene Ontology annotation, cellular component: SNARE complex; plasma membrane; endomembrane system. Lineage: Eukaryota; Fungi; Ascomycota; Saitoellomycetes; Saitoellales; Saitoellaceae. Gene Ontology annotation, molecular function: SNARE binding; SNAP receptor activity. The record is from RefSeq and is a predicted model, not a curated record. The coding region runs from base 252 to 1307 and encodes 351 amino acids. Gene Ontology annotation, biological process: exocytosis; intracellular protein transport; vesicle fusion.
GCUGUUUGGCAGAGCGUCUGUCUGUUUUGUUUUGGCUAUUUAUCAGUGUGUAGCAAGUUUCGUUUAUAAAUCGCACAUGACAACAAAGGGGUUUCCUCACCUGGACGACCGCGUCUGGCAUUCGGGCCUCCUCCUCCCAAAAUCAUCCGCGGUCCGUUACCGUGAACUCUAACCCGGCCCGGUCUCUACUUCGAUCCCUCCCUAUUACUCCGUUCUCAUCCUCUUAAUCCUCCCUACCGACACCAGCAACCAUGAGCAGAGACAGACUCGCAGGAAUGAGAACGGGUGGGGCUCCCCAAGCCGCUCAAUCGUAUCCUAACCAAGCUGACUUUCGGACGGGUGCUUACCCGCCACAACAAGACAACUACGCUCCUAUCCCUACAAACCCCUACGGUGACAACCAGGGCUACCCUGCGCAAGCUGGUGGGCACGGACAGGAUGCUUACGCCGCGCAGCAGCCCCAGAACGGUGGUUACGAGAUGCAGAACAUGGAGGGCAACGGUGCAAACUCUAUGGCCGACUUUUUCGCUGAGAUUGAUCAAAUCAAGGGUGCGCUUCGCCAGAUCGAUGAGAAUGUUACUCGUAUCCAGGGUCUCCACCAGCGUUCGUUGAACGACAUCACCGAAGACAAGGCCGAGUGGAACCACCGCCAGCUCGAUGCCUUGAUCGCCGACACCUCCACUAUCACCAACAACCUCAAGUUCCAGAUCAAGAACCUCGAAGCAAAGAAUGCUCGUCUCCCUGCCGGUAGCAGCGAUGUCCACACCAGGAGCACUCAGACCGCCGCUGUCAAGAAUAACUUCCUUAAGACUAUCCAGAACUACCAGAAGGUCGAGCAGGAAUUCCGUCAGAGAUACAGGCAGAGAAUGGAGAGGCAGUACCGUAUCGUCAACCCUGAGGCUUCUGAUGUCGACGUCUCCCAGGCUCUUGACACUCAGCAGGGUGGACAGAUCUUCUCUCAGGCGCUUCUCAACUCCAACCGCCAGGGUGAGGCUCGCUCUGCUCUUCGUGAAGUCCAGGCUCGUCACGAGGACAUUCUCAGGAUCGAGAAGACCAUCGGUGAGUUGGCACAGCUCUUCAACGAGAUGUCCAUCCUUGUCGAGCAGCAGGAAGCCCCCAUCGCUCAGAUCGAGGUCAACGCCGAGAACACUCAAAAGGAUACCGAGUUGGGUUUGGAGCACACCGACAAGGCCGUCAAGAGCGCCAGGGCCGCCAGGAGAAAGAAGUGGUACUGCUUGUUGAUCACCCUCCUCAUCCUCGCUAUCGUCGGGUUAGUCCUUGGUCUCGUCUUUGGUUUGCGGAAAUAA